UCUUUAAUCCGCCCCGAACCCCAAUAAUCGAUCCGCUCAUCAAUAAUACCGUCAUCAAGAGUAUUAACCGGGCGCCUACUCUGUGCAGAGCGCUAAGCGCUUUGGGAGAGCACCGUACGACCGUCCAAUGUGUAGCCCAAGAUGGCGGAGGGGAGCAGGGGGCGUGAAGCAUGGGCCUCCUCACGGCCUUGACCCGCGGCCUGGUCCGGGGAGCCGACCGGACCGCCCCUUGGACCAGCAAGAGGGGGCCCCGCAACUUCUACAAAAGUCGGGGGGCCAAGGGCACCGGCUACUUGACCCGCGGCUGGAAGUUCGUCGUCGUGAAGGAGAUGGUGCCCGAGUUCGUGGUGCCGGACCUGACGGGCUUCCCGCUCAAGCCCUACGUUUCCUACCGGGCCCCCGCCGGGACGGACCCCCCACUGACCGCCAAGCAGCUCUUCGCCGAGGCCGUCGCUCCGGCGAUCGAGAGGGACUUUAAAGAAGGGAAGUUCGACCCGGGAAACCUGGAGAAGUACGGUUUCGAACCCACGCAGGAAGGCAAGCUGUUUCAGCUGUACCCCAAGAACUACGUUCAGUAGGGAGGCGGGGAAUCAGCCCCACGGCCGGACUCCCUCGCCUUUGCUCUGGAAGGAAAGGGGGGCGUUUAAAAGGGAGGGCUCCGGGACUCGCGGUGUCUAUUAAAAGCCAACCCUGAUGUCA
This is a messenger RNA of Ornithorhynchus anatinus (platypus), 699 nucleotides long. RefSeq names its product mitochondrial ribosomal protein L41 (gene MRPL41). The coding region runs from base 171 to 578 and encodes 135 amino acids. Gene Ontology annotation, molecular function: structural constituent of ribosome. Gene Ontology annotation, biological process: translation. Lineage: Eukaryota; Metazoa; Chordata; Mammalia; Monotremata; Ornithorhynchidae. The transcript is spliced from 2 exons. The record is from RefSeq and is a predicted model, not a curated record. Gene Ontology annotation, cellular component: mitochondrial large ribosomal subunit.